AUGGAAAAAAAUGGAGCUGACCAUAACAUUGCUAUGGAAGGAUCUAAUGAUUUGUUCAUAGGCAACUGUAAUGGUACAGGAGAAUCAGAAACCAACGAUCAGGUUUUUCAGCAUCUAACCUGCAUGGAUUCCAGGGAUCCAUUGUUUGGACCGAGUGACUCUCCCACAGCCUUGCCCAUCGCAGUACGCCUCUCGGGCAGCUCUCCAUCAUCAGCUGCGCCUGCACGGCCACCCCAGCCACAGCCUCACUCCACAGAAGAGUCCCACGUGGUGGACCAAAGUGAGCAGCCUCUCUAUGAGCUGCAGCCCCCUGGAGGGCCCAGUGCACCGAUGAUGAUUGUUGCCAGCCAGUCAGAAAAUGGACAGGUGCUGCAUGUCAUUCCUUCUGCCCAGCCAGGAAUGGCCCAAGUGAUUAUUCCUCAAGGUCAACUUCUGGAUGUGACCAGCACGCAGGAUGUUUCAGAAGAGAAGCGUGGUGAUGGGAACUUGCAGACUGUAGUAGUGGCUGCUAUAGCAGACAGUGGAAGCAGUUACAUUCUACAUCCACAGGCAUCUCUCACCGUAUCGAAAAAAACAACCACCAGGGUAGUGGAAGAUCCCUUUCCCAUCCCUCUCCAGCUAUUGCCACCAAAUACACCCUCAUGGGCACGCCGUCUCAGGAACUGUGAGAAAAUUGGGGACUCAUACCGCGGCUAUUGUGUGAGCGAGACAGAAUUAGAGAGUGUUCUAACGCUACACAAGCAGCAAACACAAAGUGUGUGGGGGACGCGCCAGUCUCCAAGCCCAGCCAAACCCGCCACACGGUUGAUGUGGAAAUCUCAGUAUGUCCCAUAUGAUGGGAUCCCCUUUGUCAAUGCAGGAAGCAGAGCCAUUGUAAUGGAGUGCCAAUAUGGGCCAAGGAGGAAAGGGUUCCAGCCCAAAAAAGCUGGUGAGCAGGAAGGCACCUCUUGCCAUCUGUACAAAGCCACUUGUCCAGCAAGGAUCUAUAUUAAAAAGGUUCAGAAGUUUCCGGAAUACAGGGUUCCUACUGACCCUAAAAUUGACAAGAAAAUCAUAAGGAUGGAGCAGGAGAAAGCAUUCAACAUGCUGAAGAAGAACUUGAUAGAUGCUGGUGGUGUCCUCAGGUGGUAUGUACAGUUACCCACUCAGCAAGCCCACCAGUAUCAUGAAAUGGAAACUUCCUGCCUCCCUUCUUCACCCUCCCAUUUUUCUGUGCCUUCUCCUGAGGAGGAGGAGGAAGUUGUUAGAGAUGAGAACUGUAUUCUGCCUUCCCGACUUCAUCCUCAAGUGGCAGACAAGAUCCGAGAACUGGUGUCUCAGGGAAUAGAGCAGGUCUAUGCAGUGAGGAAGCAACUGAGAAAGUAUGUGGAAAGAGAAUUAUUCAAGCCUGAUGAAGUGCCAGAAAGACAUAACCUGUCCUUCUUCCCCACUGUGAAUGACAUCAAGAACCACAUUCAUGAAGUGCAGAAGUCCCUGAGGAAUGGCGAGGUCGUGUAUAAUUCGGAAAGUAUCCCAGCAACGCUGCAGUGGACCACAGACAGUGGGAAUGUUCUCACAGAAACAGUGACUGUUACGUUUGCCUCGCCACCUUCGGAUGGGAGCUCAGCAGGGGAGUCAUUUGUCACCAAAGCAGAAUCCAACCAGAGUGGGGAGUCCUUGCUACCAGAAGCAGCUCAACUAUUGUCUUCACUCUCUUCGCUUCAGCCCAAGAUAUUUGCACAACUUCAGGGAUUACAGCUGCAGUCGACUUUUACCUCCACAAAUGGAUCAACAGCCCUGAUAGCUGUAAAUAACCAUUCCCCUCCCAGCCCUGCAAGUCUCCUAGAUUCCACAGGAAGCGCAGUAACCAGCCACCCUGUAGUACUUAGUCAGGGACACAGUCUGCAAACAAGUCCUGGCCUAACACAGCAUAGCUCUGCUACCUCUGCUUUUGGGACUCCACCUGGCCCUGAUCAGAGUCUGCUCACCAUGAGCCAGUUGGUAGCAGUAGGAGGGGUAGAUGACUCCAGAAGCCUAGAAGGAGGAGUCCAUCAGAUUCUGUUGGGAGAUGUACAGACUAUUCCAGUACGGAUUGUGGACAGCCAUCCAGCACUUACUGAAGAAAAUGCAGAGGGAGUUAUCUGUGUGAGCCAAGUUAAACAAGAGCCAAGAGAAAAAGUAUUAUCUGUGGAGCCAGAUAAAAUCAGAGGCUGCCAUAGUUCCUCACCUGUUUAA
Nestor notabilis (Kea) is the source of this 2214-nucleotide messenger RNA. It is a transcript of the gene CARF, whose product is annotated as calcium responsive transcription factor. Gene Ontology annotation, biological process: regulation of transcription by RNA polymerase II. The record is from RefSeq and is a predicted model, not a curated record. The coding region runs from base 1 to 2214 and encodes 737 amino acids. NCBI's taxonomy places the organism in Eukaryota, Metazoa, Chordata, Aves, Psittaciformes, Psittacidae. The transcript has 14 exons. Gene Ontology annotation, molecular function: DNA-binding transcription factor activity, RNA polymerase II-specific; RNA polymerase II cis-regulatory region sequence-specific DNA binding. Gene Ontology annotation, cellular component: nucleus.